AUGUGGGCACCUGGCACAAAAUUUCGAGUUGUCAUUGUCGGCGGCUCAAUCGCUGGCCUGACUCUUGCCCAUGCUUUAGCUGCCUACAAUAUUGACUUUGUCGUUCUAGAGGCCCGUGAGGAAAUCGCUCCAAAUGUUGGCGCAAGUAUUGGUUUCACCGGUAACGCUCAUCGGAUCCUGGACCAACUCGGUGUGUGGGAUGAACUUGCCGAACUCGCAACCCCCAUCGUCAACAACUACGUAUGGAACGAUAAAGGUCAUCGGCUUGGAUACACGGAAGCCUUCAAGCUAUCGCAAGUUCGCCAUGGAUACCCAGUCAUUUUCCUUAUGCGACAGCAAGCACUGGACGUGCUCUGGAAUAAGCUGCCAGACAAGAGCCGUGUUCUAGCUGGUAAAAAAGUGGUUAAGAUGGAGCAAUCCUCCACACAAGCGACGGUGCAGUGUCUUGACGGGUCGACCUAUACGGGUGAUAUCAUCGUCGGCGCCGAUGGCGUACAUAGUAUCAUCCAUAAAGAGAUAUGUCGAGAAAUGGAAAUAGCGAAGCUAAAGAUGGUCACGCAAUACCGAGGUAUCUUUGGCAUUUCAAACUCGGUUACAGGGAUCAACGAGGGGGAGAUGCACAAUGUCUUUGUAAAGGGGGCUUCUAUCCUUACCAUUGGCUGUAAAGACCAUGUGUUCUGGAUAGUUGGAAUCAAGAUGAAAAGAACAUACUAUGCCCCAGAAGCACCUCGUUUCGAUCAGUCGCAACUAGAAGAUGACCUUGCAUUUCUGAUGAACAAAUACGUUUGCGCAGGAGUUCAAUUUAAGGCUGUAUAUCAACAAACUAUUCGAUGCAGCCAUCUGCCCCUUGAAGAAGGUAUAUAUGCGCGAUGGAAUUGUGGAAGGGUAGCUUGUAUAGGGGACUCGGUUCACAAGAUGACUCCCAACCUUGGUCAAGGAGGAUGCUGCGCUAUAGAAAGUGCCGCAACCUUGGCCAAUGCAAUAAUAGACAUUGUGCAAAGCCCGGAAAAACAGCAGCCUCCAAAUAUCGAAACCAGACUGGACUCGUGGGCAACUGCGAACAAGCCCAGGAUGAGGCUUAUUUGUACGUUGUCAGAGAUGGCGAUUCGGAUGCAAUCGCUAGACAAUGUGGUCUACGAGGUUACUGGCCCAAUCUUUUCCAAGUACUAUAUGGACACCUUUGCAGAUCUCAUCUCUGACAUGGGCGUGGGUGGAGAAUGCAUAUCUUUUCUACCUCUACCCAAACGUCAAAGCACCGGGACGAUGCCAUUUGGGAAGCGUCACUAUAUUGGGUCCCCGAUUAUACCAUUUAACCGUCUGCUUUGGAGCAUCCCGCUUCUGAUUUGCUUCUCCUUAAGCGUGAUUAUGUCUCCGGGGAAGACCCCAGCUUCGAGCUCUUGGGACUUGUAUUUUGCCAUUGCAGACCUGGGAAUUUUCCAGGCUAUUUGGGCCCUGGAGAGCGUAAGACUUUGCAACUCCAUAACCUUCAUGAGCUUGUACGUCUUCUUCACCUAA
Messenger RNA from Aspergillus pseudotamarii, 1515 nucleotides. Its product is annotated as FAD-dependent oxidoreductase. The record is from RefSeq and is a predicted model, not a curated record. The transcript has 5 exons. Gene Ontology annotation, molecular function: FAD binding. Lineage: Eukaryota; Fungi; Ascomycota; Eurotiomycetes; Eurotiales; Aspergillaceae. The coding region runs from base 1 to 1515 and encodes 504 amino acids.